This is a messenger RNA of Pecten maximus, 9665 nucleotides long. RefSeq names its product forkhead box protein P1-like. Gene Ontology annotation, molecular function: RNA polymerase II cis-regulatory region sequence-specific DNA binding; DNA-binding transcription factor activity, RNA polymerase II-specific. Gene Ontology annotation, biological process: regulation of transcription by RNA polymerase II. NCBI's taxonomy places the organism in Eukaryota, Metazoa, Mollusca, Bivalvia, Pectinida, Pectinidae. Gene Ontology annotation, cellular component: nucleus. The coding region runs from base 862 to 3738 and encodes 958 amino acids. The transcript is spliced from 14 exons. The record is from RefSeq and is a predicted model, not a curated record.
AAGCUUAGUGCAAUAGAGGGCUGUCGGCAAGCCAGUGAACAGUACACUAGGUCUUUAGGCCAAGUGUGAGAGACUGUCAUAGUGUAUAUACACCUGUAUACACUCACACCUGUACUACCACAGACGCACAGUGGCCUCUCGCUACGCGAUAAACUUAAUCUGGUGAUAGAAAAAUAAUCAUUGUUGGCUGUAAUUUGUACAUAAAGACAAGAAAAGAAAAAGGAAAAACGCAUUUUUCUUAAUUGCUGAGUGUCUUUCUUAACAUUGGGACUUUUAUAUACCUGUGGAGACACUGCUUUAUGUGGGUACAUCAAGUCGAGGAUUGGAUGCUGAUCGGAUUGUAAAGGUCAGAUACCUUUUGCUCUGGUUUGUUUGAACAUCCAUUGGCAAUAGGCACAGCAGAGUAAUUAUCUGUUCCACACCAAACUUACAAACUGUGACAUGGAGAACGCACCACUCAAAAAGCACAACCGAGAUUUGUUUAAAUGCAGGUCAGUAGUUUUAUAUACAGGAUGGAAGGCUUGUCUCUGUGCUACAAGUCUUGAGAGCUCAUUGUGAACACUACUCCAGUUUACCAAGUGGCCAACAAGAGUCAAUGUUUUUUGUGUUUCCUUUCUGCCUACUGUUCAUAAUUUCAGUGUAAUUUGUGAAGUUGCUCACGGAUUUGACGUUUGAUUUAAUAUUGAGAAGACAGGGACACUUCAAGUCGACAUUUGUCAUCAAGUGGAUAAUUAACUACCUUCUGGGAAAUUUCGUUAUGACAUCACUUUUUGACAGUUUUGCAUUUUAAGACUUUUAAGUUGGAGUUUUAACUUCUGUAUUUACUUUUUCUGUGUGAUAUAUUGAAUCUACUUUGUGACAAUGAGUCUCAAACUGGACAACCCCCACUUUACCAAUGGUGAUGUUCCCCCGUUUUAUGGCAGUAACCCUCCUCCCCCUCUUCUUCAUGUGUCUCGGGACCAGUUUUAUCAUCAUCUUGCCUACCUGGAGGAUGAACUGUGGCACAAUAACUCCAAUGUGGCACUGCCACACAAAAAACGCAGCAAGCACCUGACCUCUCCACCAACGGCCGAGACACAGGAGCAUGUAUCACCGCCGUUAUUCCGAAAUGAGGAACCGAAUCACCCUUCCCUUGCUACACCCUCAGAAUCGGACAGUGACAGUACUAGUACGCGCAAGCGGCACGAAAAACACCUGGCUCGCCAAGCCAGCUAUAGUGAACUCCACCAUGAACCAUUUCCUAAGUCUGCUGGGAUGAUGAGGAUCUGGGAACGAAGUCAAUCCCAACCUAGUAGUAGGAGGACCAGCCCCCUAGGGGGCCAGGAACAGGGGCACACAGAUUAUCGGGAUGUCAGCUCCAUGGUGACUAAACAUAAAGCAGCCCUUUCCCCACAGAGCAAUGGCAUGAUGGAGAAGGGAGGCGACCACGAAGGUGUCAUUAACUUGUCCACUGUGACCAAGGAAGGGCCGUCCCCACCAACACAUAAUGGUGACUCUCACUCCACAGAGAACGGGGACAUAGAAUCUCAGGGUCAACUACCACAUUCACCUCAUACAAAGGCCACUACAGGAAGUGGAGCUGCUAAACGUAAGACAAAGUCUAACAGCAUGGUGGAAUUGGGGGCAGGCAUUACUCCCCCAGGGCCACACCCCUCUCUGAUGAUGAUGGCCGCAGCCCAGCACGGCUUGAUGCCACCUCAGAUGCAGCAACUGCUUCAGCAACAGAACCAGGGUCUGUCGCCACAGCAACUACAGCAGAUCAUGCAGCACCAGUCCAUGAUGCUUCAGCACCAGCAGCAGCAAAAACUUCAAGACCAGGUGCUACAGGAGCUAAACGAGCAGUUACAGAUGAAUAUGCUGCAACAGUCACAAUUGAUGCAACAGCAGCAGCAGCCAGACAAGUCCAAGGUCGGGAAAGGUCAACUUCAGCAGCUUGCCCUCCAGCAGCAGCAACUAGUCCAACAGAUUCAACAGAUUCAGAUCCAGCAGCGUCAGUACCUCCUAGCCUGUCUUGUGCAGCCCUUCGGUGUCCCUCAGGGCAUGAUGUCACCGGGGGAAAUUCAGCAGCUAUGGAAAGAGGUGGCUAGUCAAUCCGGCUUGGAUGAGUCCACCAUGAAAAGUAACGGAACUGUUCCAACGUCAUUGGGUGCAGGUUUGCCCUCCCUCUCAUUUCCAACUCCGCCCACCAGCUGGGCAACAAAUGGCAUCACAGAUACCUACCUCAAUCAAGGCAAUUCUUCCCUCGGCCAUUCCACGGCGCAGGUUAAGCAAGAGCUGACCAGCCCGACUUCAUCCUACCAUGCGCUAUUCCGACACUGCCUCUGUAAAUGGCCCGGUUGUGAUACACACUGCGAGGACUACAUGUCCUUCCUCAAACAUUUGAGUGCUGAGCAUAUUCUAGAUGAUAGAAGCACAGCCCAGGCACGCGUCCAAAUGCAGGUUGUCAGUCAGCUGGAAAUCCAGUUAACACGAGAAAAGGAUCUUCUACAAGAGAUGAUGAAACAUCUUCACAUGAAACCGACAGACAGCAAGCCUCAUUCUGGGCUGUCCGUGUCAUCAGAAACGUCACAGAAGUCGCUGACGACGCACUCGCCUCCAAUCACCUCGUCCAAUCUACUUAGUCAGCUUCCCAGUCCCAACAAAUCAUUGACAGUUUCCUCCAACCCACUGAAGCUGUCCCAUCUCCCCUUAUCGAUGUCUGUCUCAGCUCCCCCUACGCCGGUCGGCCUCGUCGGUAACCCAAUGUCCCUGCCCCUGUUGAUUCCCCCUCCCCUCGGACAGACGCCCGUAUCAAAACCGUCGACUCCCCUAUCACAGGCGUCGUCCCUGCCGACCACGCCCACCAGCGCCGGUCCGAUGAGGAGACGCGUAUCUGACAAGUGUAAUCUGCCCAUAUCAGCUGAAAUCCAAAGAAACAGAGACUUCUACAAAAGUACCGAUGUUCGUCCACCUUUUACAUAUGCCUCACUGAUACGCCAGGCCAUCAUUGAGUCGCCACACAAGCAGCUGACCCUGAACGAGAUCUACCAGUGGUUCCAAAACACAUUCGCUUACUUCCGCAGGAACGAGGCUACGUGGAAGAAUGCUGUGCGACACAAUCUCAGUCUACACAAAUGUUUUAUGAGAGUGGAAAACGUAAAAGGAGCCGUUUGGACAGUAGAUGAAGUCGAGUUCUACAAAAGGAGACCUCAGAAGUUGGGAGGGAACUUGUCUAAGAGCCCCUCUUUGCAAACUGAACAUUCUGUGUUUGGUGAAAAUCUCAAUGCCAGUCUAAGGGUGGCACUGGAGCAGGCCAAUAGUAUGAUGAACCAUCAACUGUGUAAUGGUAAUGUGUCCGUGGAUGGCGUUGAAGACCUCUCAAUGAAGUCCAGUCGUAACAGCAGUUCAGACAGUCUAGCGAAGCUAGAACUACCGGCUAGGGAUGAGUUAAUGGGAAUUAAAUCAGAGCCAGACAUUGAAUCAGACACCUUUCUGGAAAACGGUCAUUCUCCGCUGGACAGAGUGGAUGGGGAGGAUGUCCGAGACUUGGAUGACGGUCUGACAGGGUCGGGGGAGGAGUUUGAGGAGGAAGAGGCAGCCAUGGAAACGGCAUGCGAGGACAUGCACCAAUCACAACAAUCAGUGUCUCCGUACGGACAAUUAUCGCCCAAUCAGGAUCUGUAUUUACAGUCAUUGCCGACCCAGCAAUCACAGGAAUCCGUGCUCUCACACGCCGUUACCAGCACAAUGGAGUCGUGAGAUCGUCUCGGCAUUUCUAUCGUAUUAUUAAAUCGUGCAGAUGUUGACUGUUCAUUCUUAUUUUUUAGACCAACUUUUAUUCUAGAUCUGGACUGCUUGAUUACAUUUAUUAAGUUAUGGACAAUGUGCAGUGUAGGACUGAGUCUGCCUGCAUUGUAUUAUAUUGUGUAUUAUAAUAUUGUGCAAGUCAAUCAAAGACAUUUUUGGACAAUUUGUUUGUGUGUGGUACGGAUGUUGGGGUGUGUUCAUGCUCUAGUGCUCAAUUUGGGUAUUUGAUUGUUAUAUUUUAAUUUUGAAAGAUUAAAUCCUUAGGAUUUUUUAUAUAUACACAUAUACAUAUUUCAUUCAAUCGGGCCAAAGUUGAAUUCCAAUUUUGAACAGCCACGUACUGACAAGGGAAAUUUCCACAAGCUAUGACAAGGAAACGUGCUUUUGUAUACCUUAUCUACCAUGUCUCUAUAUUGACAAUACAGUUCGUUUAAUCUAGGACACAAAGUGUCGAUAAACCUGCACAAAAGCUUCAGUUUUCCAUCUAUUUGAUAUAUAAUGGUACAUUCAAAUUUGCGGUUUCUAUAAACAGAAACAUUUGUCAUUUUACAAAUAAUUUUGGCUUGGUUAUAUUCAGCUCAAAGUCAUAUGUAGCCACGACGGUUUUGCUUUGUAAAAAAAAAAAACGUUUGAAGUAUUAGAAUUCAUUUUCUUAUUUCAAUAUGUGUGUGUUGUUUUGGAGUGCAAUAAUCAACCAAAUCUUGUUGCAAUAUUUUUUUUUUCUUAUUCAUUUUUUAAACUUCUCUAACCCGUUUCAUACUUGUAUAAAAAUCAUCAGACAGUGGAGCGGUUUAAACACCAUUGAAGUCAUAAUACUUUCACUAAAAAAUCUCACGUUUCUCAAAAUACAACUUAGUAUGAAUCGUGUUCUGAAAAUUAUGAAAUUAGAUUUUCCAGAAACAAAAAAUUAAAUUUGAACCUCUCAAAUAUGUUUGUUAACAUUUUAGACGUCAUUGUUUGUGAAGUUUUAUAAAUUUGAUUCUUGUAGAUUUGGAUUUGGUGGUACUGGGUCUUUCUUUAGGAGUUCCAUCAUCAUAGAGAGUUUCAAGUUUAAAAAAUAAACAUAAUGAAAAUUAUGAUAGAUAGUAAUUAAUACAUUCACAGUGCUCUUUCUUGUUUCAACUUUUCCGUUUAAGUUUAUUUUCUUUUUAUUUCUGUUGAGUUUUGUCCAUGAAGUUUUUGUUUGAAUUUUGAAUACUGAUCAUGCCAUUGUUACAUGAUAUUGUAAGCCCUAGUGUAAAUCCUUCAUCACAGGUAGCUAAGCACUGCUUGAACUUGUCAUAUCUCAACACAAUGAAAAACAAUUGACACAUUUCAGGCAAAAUUGUUCGUUUUGAGUCACCAAUAGAUUUUGUUUAAUUUUGAGGUGUACAUUUUAUUUUAGAAGUGUCAUUGCCGUGCUAUAUAUAAACUGCAUGAUUGAUAUGUCGCUGGUGAUAGAUAGGUACGAGGAACAUUGAUGGAUCGUCCAGGAUAAUUCAUGUUUAUUCUAUUUAUUUCGCGUAUGCAUAGCAAAAUAGUUGGGAAUUAAUCAGGGUUGUUUUGUGAUGGUGAAAGAUGACAUGUCAAAAAUUUUAAUUUUCUGAUUAGUAACACUUUAUAAUGCUUACAUGACACCUGUGCUUUUCUUAAAAAUGACAAACACUUUUCCAAGUCUUACUUAUUUAAAUUUGACUUAUUUUAAGUUAAGACUAUAACAAGUACAAAAGCUAUAUUGCUGUUAAUUAUGCUGUUGCAAUAACCAUUUAAUUUUUUUUUUUUUUUAUUAUAGAGCGUUUUUAUCUUUUUUAUUUUUGUUGGGCAUAGACAUAGGCAUUAAUAUGAAUUGUUAAGGAAAUAUUUUUGAAAGGAUUUUUUUUUUUUUUUUUCAUCACACAUUUUCACGGAAUUGAGUAGUGAAUUGGUGUUAACUCAGGAUUACAAAGCAGUGCUGACCUAUAUAUAAUCAGUGUUUCAUUAUUAGUCAUAUUGACUUCAAUAAGCAGCUUUAUGACUGCCCAGGGAAAAAGUUUGGGCAAGAUUUGAGGAUUUUUGCCCAUAUUUUCGCGGUGUAUAUCAUUUUUUGAAUGUAUUUUUAUUAUAUAGGAAAAUUCCAUUUAAUUUAUUCAAAACUCUUAAUUAUCCCAUAACAUUCAUCACUCAAAAUUAUCUCUGCUACAAUUUGUUAAAAAAUAUAAUACAUACAAUUGUUAUCUUUUUAUGUGUGAUAAGCUUCACAUAUAUUUCUAUUGAUUGAAAAAAGUAAUAUUAAAACAACUACCGAUUUCAAUCAAAUUUUAAGUAAAUUCUUUACCUUUCAUAACUUAGUGUUUGUGUAUAGAAAUGUAUUUUCCUUCAUUUGACAUCUAUUCACUUUAAUUAUUUCUUGGAAAAUAGUUAACAUUAUGGAAUUUGAAAUGAAGAACAAGUCAAACAUGGAAUUUUUAAUAUGAAGUUAUUGCUGACAGCACCUGAGAAUCUAGACACUAAUGAUUUUAUUGUCAGCUUUGUUGAUUUUUGUAGUUUUUGUUGUUUGAAUUUUUUCACUGGUUUGGGAACAACUGUUAGCACUGUUUGCAAAUAUUCAUUACAAAAGAUUUACACCUUUCAGUCCUUACAGACUAAGUGUUCUGAUACAGCAUCAGAGGAAAAGGAAUCGGUCCGUUCUAAAAUGCCACAAAUUUGCACGUAUAGUGCACACUUGUGUAUAAUUCGCAGGUACGUUUUUGAGGGGGUUUUUUUUUGAAGGAAAAAAAUAUUGAAAAAAAAAAAUUGGAUUUUUUUUUUUUUUUUUUUGCAAUGUUAAAACAUUAACUGUCAGCCCAUGGUCACUUUUGACACAAACAAAAUUUUUCGUUUGGUCUAUCGAAACAAGCUGAAUGAACAUGUAUCUGUAACCGAACGUAGAGCUACCGCAGUAGAUAGAGUAUGGAAAUCAAAAUUUCAUUUACUCUAUUUUGGUGUUUUGUUAGUUUUGUCUCCUGAUGUACCACUUUAAACUAUUGUAUAUUUAGAAACUGUGUAUAUUUUAUAUCGAUACAUGGACAGGGACUAGCACAUAUGUGUGUAUAUGUGUGUAGCUUGUGCGAAUGUCCUUAACUUAUACAGAGCAAGCAGGAGUGUGUACGAGCAAUGAGCUGGGUACAUUUUGUCUGUGUGGGCUCUUUUGUGUUCCGUUUUUAUACAAAGUCAAUUUUGGAUCUCAAUUAUGUUUUUAUUUUUUGUUCCGUAGAAAAGCAUUAACAGUGGACUAGUACAAUAGUCCAGUUGAUGAGUUUGAUGUAUAUAGAUCAUUUAAAAUAUUUACUGGUAGUCAGAUUUUAAAUUUGAUUACCAGGGGAAAUAGUAUUUAUGUAAGAUAUUUCCAUGACUUAUGUAUAUAUAUGUAUAUAUAUAUAGAAAGUGCUUCUAUCAGUAUUUUGAAUAUGUUUAUUUCAUAUUCAAAGUGUAUUCAAUGAAUCGCCUUUCCUGGCAGUUAUGUAACAGGAAAGCUUUUAUGUUUUUUUGUCUGAUCUGAAAAUAUGAGGAAAUUAUGAAAAAAAAUUCCUCAUUAUUAUAGCUUUACUUAUGGAAGCAUUUUGCACCUGUCUUUAUUGAAAGGUGGUCUGCAGUACUUAAAAUAAAUAGACGUUAAUAUGAUUUGAAAUGGAUAAAGAAGGGUUUAGCUUGUAGUUCAACCAAAGAGACCUCCCUAACCUCCUGAUGAGCAUUUGUAGAUAGUCUACCCAUGGACCAAACAGGUGAUUUAUACACCUGGCAAUUGGAAAUUGCAAGCUUUAUAACUGAAGUCAUUUACGCUUUAGCUAUUUGACCAAAUAAGGCUGACAUGUUUGAAUGUACCUCUAAGAAUGGCAUUAUUAAACCGUAUAUAUAUGAGUUUAGCAUAACAGUAAUAUUUCAGCCAUUAGGUUGCGGCGGUCUGUUAUAUCAGUCACACGUUUGAUUUUCCUCAUGAUGCCCAUAGGAUGUAGACGUAGAUCUACACGGAACACAGGGUGUGGUAGCGUAAAAUAUUUUAAUCAUAUAUACAGGUUGUGGACAAGGAGUUAUCUCCCUUUAGAUAGGCUGGAGCCAUUCAGCACUGAGCAUAGGGCACCUCCCACUUUAUUUUGACUUAUAUAUUAUUGUUUCUGAAACUACAAGUUUUUAGGAGUUGUGUAUGACCUUAUUUGACAAUCAAACACGUUUAAAUUUACAAAAGAAGGGAGUUAAAUGGUUAUCUACCGGAAGUUGUCAAAACUACUCCAAAGUAUUGUUGUUAAAAUUCUUUGUCAUUCAUGUAUCCAUGUAUCGUUGUAUAGAUCAAUUUCUAUGUUUUCUGCAGACUUAGUCUAGCCAGAUUUUCCUCCAUUCAUGAAUUAUCUCCCUUGGAUGAUAUACAGACCUCCUGGGGAGAUAGCAUUGUUAUUUAUUUCAUUUGUUAAUAUGUGUAAUGAAGGGAGGGACACUUAGGUGUUGUCCUCCUGAUUACUGAUCACUGAGCAGGAGAAACUACUGAACUGUCUUACUUUAGGUACUCCUAACCUCUCAUUACUGGGGGUGAAACUGGAGGGAUAGGAAAAGUUUCAAAUGCCCUACUGAAGAGACUAUUAAGAACUUUGUAGCUGUAAAGAGAGUCUAGCACUGUGGUGAACUGAUGGUUUUAGGUGUGGACUAUUGCUAGAGCAUGAACCGUGUUAACUUCAAGCCCUAAGGAAGAUGUUUCGUGGGAUGUCUUCCCGUGUGAGGAGGACAUAGUUCUGGACGGCAUUGAAAUAUCUUAGUUUAUAGCUGAGCUUACACACCAGGGUUCAGGGCUGUGGUGAUAGAAAUCUGUUACAAAUGUGACAUAUAUCCAAGUUCAUUGCUUCGGUGACGUACCCCAGUCCAGGGCCGCUGUGACACACCUCUAUUCAGGGCCAAGGUGAUAUAUCCAGGUUCAUGGCCACAGUAACGUACCUCGUAUUCAAGUCCAAAGUGACUUUCCUCUGUUAGGGACGCGGUAACGUACCCCGUUUUCAGGACCAAAGCGACUUCCCUCUGUUAGGGACGCGGUAACAUACCCCGUUUUCAGGACCAAAGUGACUUUCCUCUGUUAGGGACGCGGUAAUGUACCCCGUUUUCAGGACCAAAGCGACUUCCCUCUGUUAGGGACGCGGUAACGUACCCCGUUUUCAGGACCAAAGCGACUUUCCUCUCUGCAGCAAUGUAUCCUGGGUGCUCUCUGUGUGUUCUCUGUCUAGUCACAUUGUUUGCUCUCUUAUUUAUUGCAUCAUUUGUGCAUAAUGUUGACAUCAACUUGAAAAAUUAUUUGUUGGUAUGUCUCAGGAAAAAAAUUAAAAACAGGUCUUUUUAUAUAAAAAAUAUUUUUAAAAUUUACCAAAAAAAACAACAACAGAAUGAACAGCAUGCUGGCUUAGGUCAUCAAUUUGGACUGCUGAGUUGUAAACUUGUGCAGUUGUGUGUUUUUGUUUUUUAGCUUUCCUCUAAAUGAAUAUUUUUGUCAUAUUUUUCAUAGAAAGAAAAGAUUGUUGGACACAUUUUGGUAUAAUGAGUCAUUAGUGAUUUUUAAACACAUUUUUUAUGAGUCACAUGGUCAUAACUUGGUCAUGUGAUCAGUCAUGUGAUGAUCAUGUUGUCAUGUAUGUAACAGUUACACAUGGUCAUUUGACAUGAACUUUUCAUUUACUACUUUGCACAAAUGUUGACUUUUCUUUGGACCAAUUACAGCAGGUGUUUCAUCAUCAUCCAUUUAUCUGUUGUAUCAUCCAAUCACAUCAGGUUUUACAUCACCCCCCUCAUAGACCGGUGCAUUUAUAUUUCAUCCAAUCAGAUACUGUGUCUAAUCUUAUGUCAUUUUCAAACAUGAGUAAUCAUUUCCAGAGUAAGAAUUAAAAUUGCAGUAUGCCGGAGAAAAAAAA